Punica granatum (pomegranate) is the source of this 1815-nucleotide messenger RNA. The record is from RefSeq and is a predicted model, not a curated record. NCBI's taxonomy places the organism in Eukaryota, Viridiplantae, Streptophyta, Magnoliopsida, Myrtales, Lythraceae.
GAAAAAAGAGGGAGGGAAAAAAAAAGGGUGUCCUGUAUUGCCGCUCUCGACUGUGGCUUAUUCCUUACUGGAGAUGGCAGUUCUGCAGAUGAUUAGGUCAUCUUCCCUGACACUCGCGCUCGCUGUGGAAGCUGAGAAGCUCAACAACAGUCUUCCCCUUCAAGCUAGCUGCUGUCAUCACUGACCCAGCUGAGAGAUUUCUCCCUUUUCAUGAAUUAUCCCCAACUUCUUGAUGAGCCAGGACUUACGCCAAUUAGAAGAUUGCUGUCUCAAGUCAUGUUAGCAUGAGAAUUCUCAGAAUGCUUUCAUCAUGGAAAUGGGCACAGCGAUGGAGCCAGGCGGAUUUGGCAAUGGGGACCCCUCCUAUCACCGAGCAAGUACAUGUCAUCAAAGCUAAUCAGUAGGACUUGCUGUUCACUGUGAAGAGAGGCUUUGUUCCAGUAAUGCUGCCGAUGAUAGCUCGGAAUAAACCUAUCGAUGCAGAUGGUACAAAAAACGUAUUUGUCUCUGCAUUUUGCUUCGCCACAUCAGUCCUCACACCCUGCCCUCCUUUUGGGCCAGAGCUGAAGAUUUCAGCCCAAGAACAGAUUGAAUUCAUGUUAGGCGAAGAUUCUGACACUCUUUUAAUCACCUCAGAGGAGGAAGUUAAGUCAGCGGUGAGAAAGGGUCUCUCAGAAAUCCGUUCUUCAUUUGAGACAACCUUGUCCACGUUACUGAUUGGGAUGGGCCAGGGCCCCGUAAUCAAGGAAUCGGAGGCCAUUAUUUUGCAGAGACUAAAUGAUCUUGAGUGGAUAUGUAAUAUUCUUCCAAAGAUGGAGUUGAUGAAGGACUUCGUCUUGAUGUGGGUCGACAUCUCGGGAUAUGUGUUGGGGGUAGUAGAAGAUGAGAAGCUUGAAUCACAAAUGUGGGGUUUAAAGUUAAAGCUGAUUGAGCUGACCGGGAAAGUAUUGGACGCAGUUGGAUACGGGACUGUAAUUCUUCCGGCUCCUAGUAGGGUCAAAUUGUUGAAGCUUUGGCUUCCUUACAUAAGAAAGGUGAAGGCUUUGUUGGACUUGAAGAGUGAAGCAAUCACAGGUUUUGCUUACAAGAUGGACGAGGAUCUGUGCCAGAGCAUCGAGGGCACGAUCGUCUCUUUUGUGUUGGCUCUGCCCUCAAACGACCAGGCAGACAUUUUGGCUGACUGGAUGAAGAAUGAGGACUGUGUGAGCUUUCCUGAUUUGACCGAGGCCUUCGAGAUUUGGUGCUUCAGGGCCAAAACCGCAAAGAGGCGGUUGGUCGAGGGCUUGGAGAGGACACGAAAUGACUCGGUCACACCUUGAUUCACCACCUCAGUUCAUCGCCUCUAUGUCAAUAAUUUGGCUCGUGCGUGGAUUUUCGUCUGUUUUUACUUUGGCUUCGGCUUCUUUGGGGUCUCACAGAGAAGUUGCCCAUGGAUGCCUUCAAAGGGGCAAUGGGUACCUGAGGACAAUAUCAUCUGCUUAUCUGAGGCGUAUUUCUUAUGGCUCGGAUCGAAUUUGAUCCUAACUUAGGAAGAAAUCUGCUAUUGGAUUGGUUCAGAUGAAAGAUCAGUGCCAUUGACAGCAUAGUCUACGGUUUUUUUUUUUAAUGAAUUAACGGUCUACAUUUGAAUACUAUGGUUGGCUUUUUUUUUCCUAUCCCGGGAUGUUCAGGCUUUGUCCGUCUAAUCCCCGGGGCUCCGUGAACUCCCGGCGGCACACGGAACGGGUAAUCACAUCAAAGGCGCUCCGAUAGCCCAAGGAGAUUCGAACUUGGGAUCGGGUGCAAAUUUAGAUACAGCUUAAUUAUUAGACCAAA